Messenger RNA from Magallana angulata, 11091 nucleotides. Its product is annotated as low-density lipoprotein receptor-related protein 4-like. Gene Ontology annotation, molecular function: protein binding; calcium ion binding. The record is from RefSeq and is a predicted model, not a curated record. Lineage: Eukaryota; Metazoa; Mollusca; Bivalvia; Ostreida; Ostreidae. The coding region runs from base 86 to 6655 and encodes 2189 amino acids. The transcript has 43 exons.
UUUUUCUUUCAUUUUAAUUUUGUUGUGUGUUGUGUACACAAAAGCCUGAAAAGGAGAAAUGUUGUGACUGUAAAGGAUAUGUAAAAUGAAGAGUUUGACCACAGCACUUGUUCUGUGUGUCUAUAUUAUUGAUCAUGUUUGGCCACAGACGAGUGGUGGCAAUUCUGAGGUGUGUCUGUGCCCCAACCACCUGUUCUCCUGUGGUAACUGUAUCUGUAUCCCCCACCACUGGGUGUGUGACAAGGACAACGACUGUGGGAACAACAGCGAUGAACUCACCUGUGGACCCUCAUGCCCAGAUGAAUAUUUCACCUGCCAAAAUCACCGGUGUGUGAAGCAAUCUUGGUUAUGUGAUGGUGAUAACGAUUGCUCAGACAAUAGUGAUGAAAUCAACUGUGGCACAGUAUUGACCAAAAAUUGUACAAGCCAGGAGUUUCAGUGUCAGAACGGCAAGUGUAUUCCUCAGAAGUGGAAGUGUGAUCAUGAUGAUGAUUGCGGCGACAAAUCGGAUGAAAUCUGCUCUGACUCGCCUACGACCUGUGGAGCCAAUCAGUAUCAGUGUGGAGAUGGCAUGUGUAUCCAUAACAGCUGGCGCUGUGACAGAGACCAGGACUGUUCUGCUGGAGAAGAUGAGCAGGAUUGUCAUGCUGACCAGUUGUUUUGUGGUGUACAUGAGUUUCAGUGCUUACAUUCCAAAAGGUGUAUUUCAAUGGCAUUGCAAUGUGAUAUGAAGAAUGAUUGUGGGAAUUGGGAAGAUGAAAUGGACUGUGGGAUGCAGCAGCUGUGUGGUGGACAUGAGUUUGCCUGUCAGAAUGGCAGCUGUAUCAGCACGAACUGGGUGUGUGAUGGAGACAUCGACUGUGAGGACAAGUCAGAUGAAAACAACUGCACUAUAGCACAGUGCACCAGCGAGCAGCUCAAGUGUGACACAGGGUUUUGCAUUGCUAAGUCAAAGCGGUGUGAUGGAAACUAUGACUGCCCAGAUAACAGCGAUGAAAGGAAUUGCACUUAUAAUGAUACAAAAUGUAAUGGUGCGGCCUCCUUCCAGUGUGGAAACGGAAAAUGUAUCAGUGUGCCAAUCGUGUGUAAUGGCAUGGAUAAUUGUGGAGACGGAACUGAUGAGACAGACUGUGUUGAUGAAGAUGUGUUAGUGUUUGCUCGGAGACAUGCCAUUAAUCUGAUGUCCCUGUCCAGCUUUGAGUACCAUUCUGUUCCAGUGCAGGGUAUCAAAAGUGCCAUCGCUGUGGACUUUGACCCUGUGGAAAAACAGAUUUAUUGGACCGACAAUGAACAGCAGUUCAUCAGCAGAUCUUACCUUGAUGGCACAGGCUUAGAGAAUCUGAUUCUUGGAGUUCCACGCCCAGAUGGAAUAGCCAUUGAUGCAGUAAAUCGUAAGCUAUACUGGACAGACACAGGAAAGAAAGAGAUAGAAGUAUCUGACUUGGAUGGGAGGAACAGGAAGGCAAUCGUUACUGACCAUCUUUACGAACCCAGGGACAUUGCUGUAGACGUAAAAAACAAAAAAAUAUACUGGUGUGACUGGGGAAUUAAUCCAAAAAUAGAGAGAGCUAAUUUGGAUGGCUCUUGGCGUGAGACUCUGGUCAAUACUUCCUUGGGCUGGCCUAAUGGUAUAGCACUGGAUGUGAAGAGUCAGACCAUCUACUGGGGAGAUGCCCAGAAAAGCUGUAUCGAGAGAGCCAACACAGAUGGAUCCAACAGAACUACAUUUCUAAAUGCCGAUGUACCACAUAUAUUUGGAUUAAGUCUAUUGGGAGAUUACUUGUACUGGAGUGAUUGGCAGAAACGCACCAUUGAGCGAGUAAACAUUUACUUCCUGCCGGACCGCGAGAUUCUCAUGACCAGUAUGGAGGGUCUUAUGGACCUGAAAGCUUUCACUAUCAAAGGAAAGAGGAAUCCAUGCAAGUCAACCCAGUUUAUGUGUCGGUCCAGUCAGUGCAUUGACAAGGAGCAGAGAUGUGACGGCAUGGCACAAUGUCUAGAUGGCUCGGAUGAAGCUGGCUGUCGGUACACCGACGUCCAUAUCUGUAGCAUUGAUCAGUUCCAUUGCUCCAAUGGUCAGUGUAUAGGUAACCAGAAAAAGUGUGAUGGUGUGGGUGAUUGUGAGGACCAAUCAGAUGAAAGGGGAUGUGCAGAUUCGACAGGGAAAACUUCCUGUACACUUGGUAAUGGAGGAUGUGACCAAAUUUGUGAGAUGAAGCAGACGUCAGUUCACUGCUCCUGUCACCAAGGUUACCAGCUGCUGGGAGACUGGAGAAGGUGUCAGGAUAUUGAUGAGUGCCAGUGGGAGGGAUCCUGCAGUCAGAGAUGUACAAACACCCAGGGCUCUUACAACUGCUCUUGUGUCCCUGGUUACCAGUUAAAGACUGAUGGGAGGGGCUGCAAGGCUGAGGGUGGAAAGGCGUAUCUGAUAUUUGCAAACAGAGUUGACAUCAGGAGAGUGCUGACAGACAAUGCUGAGCAUGACUCCAUCUUGCAAGGUCUGGAGAAUGCGAUUGCGUUGGAUUUCCACCUGAGAGACGGUCAUGUGUACUGGUCGGAUGUGGCCUUGGACAAAAUAAUGAGGGCUUUCUUUAAUGGCUCAAAAGCAGAGCCUGUUGUGGAGUAUGGCCUGGAAAGUCCUGGUGGACUGGCAUUGGACUGGGUUCACAAUAAACUGUUUUGGACUGACUCUGGAACUUCAGUCAUAGAAGUCAUGGAUCUAGGUAUUCACAGAUAUCGCAAAGUACUGAUAUGGGACAAUAUGGAAAAGCCUAGAGCCAUUGUUGCACAUCCUAGACAUGGGAUGUUAUUUUGGACUGACUGGGGACAAGUACCAAAAAUAGAACGGAGCUAUAUGGACGGCAGUAGAAGGGUAGUGAUCACCAGUACCUCAUUGUUCUGGCCAAAUGGGCUGACCUUGGACUAUGCCACGGACAAAUUGUACUGGGCCGACGCCAAGCACCAUGUCAUCGAGUGUGCCAACCUAGACGGAUCCUUCCGAAGAACUGUCAUUAACACAGGAUUGCCUCACCCCUUUGCUUUGACACUGUUUGAGGACGAGUUAUACUGGACAGACUGGCACACCAAAAGCAUCAACAAAGCCAACAAGUUUACGGGAAAUGACGUAGAGACUGUCUACAACCGGCUCUAUUUCCCCAUGGAUAUUCACAGCUACCAUCCUCAGAGACAGCCUGAGUCUCCAAACAGAUGUGGUCAGACAAAUGGAGGCUGUAGUCACCUGUGUUUGCCCAGUGUGGUUGGUUUCACCUGUGCCUGUCCCUCGGGUCAACACUUGCUGUCUGAUGGACACAACUGCACCAAUGACAUGGCCACAUUUCUGCUGUAUUCAACUUCAUCAGAACUUCGCAGAAUGAACAUGGACCCAGCUGUAGGGGUGGACCACUCCGAUUCCAUCAUCCCGCUGACCUCUGUGGGUCACGUGAUUGGCCUGGACUUUGAUGCGGAAGAAGACUAUGUUUAUUACACAGAUACAAGUCAUAAGACCAUCAGUCGCGCCAAGUGGGAUGGAACUCAAGAACGGGUGCUGGUGAACAGUCGGUUGAUUGUCCCAGCAGGCAUAGCUGUGGAUUGGGUGGGCAGAAAGCUGUACUGGACAGAUGCUGAACUGGAUGUGAUAGAAGUGUCCAACCUAAAUGGCAGCAUGCGGACUGUGCUUGUGUGGAAGGGCAUGGAUCAACCCCGUGACAUCAUAGUGGACCCAGAAACAGGCUAUAUGUUUUGGACUGACUGGGGUAAAAAACCUAAGAUUGAAAAAAUUGGCAUGGAUGGAAAAAGUAGAAAGGUGAUCAUUAGAUCAGGACUUAAGUGGCCUAAUGGUCUGGCACUGGACAUAGAGACGGAAACCCUGUACUGGACAGAUGCAGGAACCAGCAGGAUAGAAUGUUCCACAGUAGAUGGCCACAACAGAAAGGUGUUGAUCUCAGUAGAAGUACAAAGUCCAUUUGGAUUAACUGUAUAUAAGGACAAAAUCUAUUGGACGGAUCGCCGAGAAAAAGGACUUUAUUCUGCUGACAAAACAAACGGCUCUCAUAUCGAAGUCUUGAAAACUAACUAUGCGGACAUCUGGGAUGUUAUGAUGUUCCACAAAAAUCGUCCUGAGGUUCACACGGACUGUAGUGUGAACAAUGGAGGCUGUAGUCAUUUGUGUCUGGUGGCCCCCUUACCCCAAGGACAUUCAUGUGCCUGUCCCUCAGGAGUUUUGUUAAAAAAGGAUGACAGGACCUGCAACUCUGAAAUGAACAAUUUCCUGAUAUUUGCACGUAGGACAGACAUAAGGAAAGUAUCUCUAGAUGUGGAAUACUUUGCUGAUGUUGUGAUGCCUGUUCGUCAACUCCGCAAUGUUAUAGCCCUUGAUGUGGACACUAUCAAUCGAAAGGUGUACUGGACCGACACAGUAUUAGAUAAGAUCAUGAGGGCUAAUUUAGACGGAUCUCAAGAAGAGGAAAUUAUCAGUAACGGUCUAGAUACUCCAGAUGGACUCGUUGUGGACUCUGUAGGGCAAAAAAUUUACUGGACAGACACCGGACUUAACCGUAUCGAGGUGGCAGAUGUCAAAGGGAGCAUGAGAAAAGUCCUUUUCUGGAAGAAUUUGGACAAACCUCGAGCCAUUGUACUGGUGUAUGAAUACGGGUACUUAUAUUUCACGGACUGGGGAAAGAACCCAAGGAUUGAGAGAGCAUGGAUGGAUGGACAGAAUAGAAAAGUUUUGAUUGACCGGGAUUUGGGCUGGCCCAAUGGACUUGUGAUUGACAAGCCCACUAGGAGGAUGAUCUGGGCAGAUGCUAGAAUGGAGAUUAUUGGGAGUUCAGACCUGGAUGGGAGCAAUAGAAAGGUCCUUCUGAAAGGAGUGAAACAUCCAUAUGGCUUGACUGUGUUUGGUAAUGAUAUGUAUUGGACUGACUGGCAGAAAAUGUCCAUUAUGAAAGCAAAUAAAUUCAGUGGAGGUGAUGUGAAAACACUGAGAUACAACUUGUCUGGACUAAUGGACAUACAUGCCGUGCAGCUUGACUCAGGAGGCUUGGAAAAGAUGGACAGGUGUCAAAAGAAAAAUGGUGGCUGUAGUCAUCUGUGUCUGCCAAACCCCACAGGUUAUUCAUGUGUGUGUCCCACUGGUUUGAAGCUGCAGGAAGAUGGCAAGCAGUGUCAAAAAGUUCCAGAGAAGUUCCUGUUGUUUGCCAGCAGAGGGAGCGUAAGGUGGAUUUCCAUGGAUACCAAUGACACGGUGGAUGUCUUCCUACCUUUGAAGGAUUUACAUAAUGUCAUUGCUUUAGAUUACGACAAUGCAGAGAAAAAGAUCUACUACACUGAUGUUCAUCAAGACGUCAUUAAACGAGCCAACUUUGAUGGGAGUGAAUCAAAGGUGAUAGUGUCUUCCAAUCUGGAGACUACUGAUGGUUUGGCUGUAGACUGGAUAGGUAGAAAUCUGUAUUGGACAGACACAGGUCGAGAUAGAAUAGAAGUAGCCAAACUUGAUGGAAGAUACAGGAAAACAAUCAUCAAUGAAAGACUGGAUGAACCAAGAGCCAUAACUCUGUACCCAGAGAAGGGCUGGAUGUUCUGGACAGACUGGGGAAACAAACCAAAAAUAGAGAAAUCAUAUAUGGAUGGAACCAACAGAAAAGUUAUAGUAAACACUGGUCUAGGAUUUCCUAAUGGUUUAUGCAUUGACUAUGAGAUGCAGCGCUUAUACUGGGUGGAUGCCAAGCUAGACAAGAUAGAGACCUCAGACUUCAAUGGCGAACACAGAGCUGUUUUAAUCAAUGACAUCAUUCACCCGUUUGGCUUGGCAGUGUAUGAGGAAUACAUCUACUGGACGGACUGGCAGACGGAGAGGAUUGAGAAGGCCAGUAAGCGCACAGGCCUGCAGAGGACAAUCAUCCAGCAAAGCCUGGAAGGGCUGAUGGACAUUGAGUUUGUGGCUCGCGACAGACAGAAGGGUAAAAACAUGUGCUUGGUCAAGAAUGGAGGCUGUUCCCAUCUAUGUUUAGCCAGACCUGAUGGUUAUCAGUGCACCUGUCCUGACAAACCUGACCCUAAGAGACCCUGUGUGUUGGUACCCAGUAAAGAGAAGAACAGCAAAAAUCCUGUUUAUGUUAACUUAGGCUGCUCUGAUGAGGAUUCUGCCGCUGGUCUGUGCGAUACACCCUCUCCUACAGCUUCUACCACUGAAGAUAAUGUGACAAAGAAAGUGAUGAUAGCAGUUGCAUUGGGGAUCAUAGUCCUGAUCUUUUUUAUCAUUGCAGUUGUAGUCAAAUAUAGGAGAAGGAAAAAAAGACAAACAUAUGAAGUUGGGCAAAGUGAGUUCUCCUCCCUGACCUACUCCAACCCCACCUACCAGAAGACGAGCACAGAGACCAUCAAUGUGGACAACAGCUCACUGUCAGGCUCACAAGAAUGGAAAAUAUUUAAGUUUAACAAGAAAAAGGAGAAAGUGACAUUUCUUUUGCCAUCAAAAGACAAAGGGAUAAAGAACUCCGAGAAGGCGGCGCUGGUCACUCAAGUGGACACACACAGUGCCAGUCACUCCCAGCACUCGCCUCACAGGGUGGUCAACAAGAGGAUGUUCAAACCAAAGAGUUCCAAAGAGGCCAAAGCUUUAACCCCAGGUGUUCCCUACAAACCAGUGGACACUUAACAACUGUUACGUGUACGUAUGCUGAACUCAGCAAAAUGUCUAAAACUUCAUGUCAUACUACGGAAAAACUUCGGAACAGAAGGGUCUAUUGGCAACAUUCUGUGACAUACUGUGUGGAGUUAUUGGUUACCGUAUUGAAUCAGUUCUAUGUGAUUCACUGCAGCAGAUGCCUGGAGCUUCAAAAUCUCAAGUAUGAUGUAUUUAUACAUUUGAAUUUUAAAUGAUGGACCUUAUGUGACACUGCUGAUGCUAAAAUUCCCACCAAAUCGGCGACUGCUGUAUACAUGUACUUUUGUUAAAUAUUAUGAUGAAUCAUCGAGGAACUGUUUCACUUAAUAUUAGGCUUUUUAGAUCUGCUCAGAAAUUAUAUAUAACGUCCCUGAAUUACAGAGCAUUAAUGUGUAUGGUUUAUUUUCUUGAUUUACAACAUUGUAGUCAUAGAUCUGAUCAGAAAUUAUAUACAAAGUCCCAGAUUUACAUAGCAUUCAUGUGUAUGAUUUAUUCUCUUUAUUUACAAAAUUGUUGUCUUAUAUGCAUGUAUACAUGAGAACACAAAGUCUGGGCUAUUUACACUACCCAGCCGGAGGCCCUCUGGCUUUGGAUCAGUGGGUAGACUGCCUAGGAAUGUGUUGUUCUCUGAGUUUGGUGCUAUCAGUGUAGAUGAAGUGUGAAUGUACUUGUUGAGUGGAAUUCUUGUGGCAGCUUGAUGUCUGGUUGUAGACCUUUUUCACAUUUUAUAAGAAAUAAUAUGAUGUAGAACAAGGGUAUUUUUUCACCAUUUUAUGUCACCAGAUUUUUAAAUCACCUGAGUGACUCAGGCCUAUGGCCUCUAAUAAUAUUAUGUUAUAAAUUAAUGUACUUUGAUUGUAUAUAUAGAUACAUGUAUGUUUUUAAAUUGGUAGCUGUUCUUUUAUUACAAGUUUUUAAAAUUUUCUUUUAAAGGGUGUAAUUAUGAUAGAUUUUAGCAAUUUCAUUUUUCCAUUAUUUAGUUAGUUCUAUUACCAUUUAUGAUGUGUGCAUAAACUUGGAAUAUGAGUACUUCUUAAAGAUGAUCAGAUUUUUCAAUCAGAUUUAUUUCAUCUUAUUUGCUUUAGACUAAAAUCGUACCAUGUGACCACCUAAGUCUAAAGUCGAAAGCAAAGUCUGAAGUCGAUUGAAAAUCUGAAUGCAUUGGAUUUUCAAUUCACUAUCUGGUGAGAAUCGUGAUGUCACAAUGACUUUUUCCUGUGCAACAAAAAUAUUGAAUAGGUUUUAUUAAUCGAAAAUCAAUUUGUAAAAUCGUAUAGUGUGACCACCUCAUCAGUCGACUUCAAUUGACUUACCUGAGCAAGUCAAUUGAAAAUCUAAUGGUAAAUCGCAUCUUGCAACCGCACCUUUAAGACACCAUAACCAAGUUUUUAAGAGUAAGGUUGUGACCCUUAAACAAGGAGAGAUUAUAAUGAAAAUAUAAACAAUAGCAGUUGUUGCUAAUAUAAAGAAACACAAAAUUUCUGGUUUACAGACCAAUAUUCUUUCAAAGGGAGUUUCCAUCCCCCCCCCCCCCCCCCAGAAAAAAAAUAAUGAGGCAGGCUUUUUAAUUAGCAAAUUUAUAAAACACAUAAAAUUAAGUAAGAGUGUGCUCUACUAUUUCUUCAAGUACAUUUUGAUAUAAAGUUGGUUGGGUCCCUAUGCAGCAAGUAUAUGGUUAAAGUAAUUCUUAAUAUCCUUAGUAUAUCUUGUGCAAAAUAUACAAUUCCAUGUCUUAUGUGGUUUAUUUUUCUGACCAGAAUCUACACAAUAUGUAUACCCCUCUUUUCUACAACAGUUUUUCAACAAAAAUUUAACAAAUAGCAGAUGUACGGUUUUCAUUUUCUUCCAUAAACUGAAAAAAGAUGUUUAGUAAUGAAAGAAAUUUUAAAAAGUUACAAAAUUUGACAUAUCAUGACAUACAUUUGUAAUUUCAUGGUACAUUUGUAAGAUACUGUGGACUUUAAAAUUUUCUUAUAAUGAUACAUAAAUGGUAUUACUUUAAUUCCAUUAGCUAUUACAAUUGGAACAAUACAGCAUGCAUGACCAAGGAUCUAUGAUACAUAAUGUAUAUGUAGUGUUAGGGCGUCAAGAUGUUUCAGUGAAGAACUAGGUCACACUGACUUACUUUUGGUGUUAAUCAGAUAAUCUUGCAACUUCAAGAUAUGUUUACCAAAAAAAGAAGGUCACAGUAAUCUACUCUUAGCUUUUCAUCAUAAUUGUUAAUAAUAAUCCAAUAUUGUCAUCAUAAUUGUUAAUAAUAAUCCAAUAUUUUCAAUUCUUGAUACCGGUACCUUGAAGCCUAUUGUUGUAAGAUGUGUCAGUUGAUCUUAGAAUCUUAGAAUAUGAUGUUCUAAGAGUAAAUUUCAAUGAUAUACAUUUUACAUUUUGUUUUUACUUAUUGUCUAAUUUUGGUGAGGUAUUCAAUUUUAAGAAGAGUUAUAGAUUAAGAAUAGUUCCAACAAAUGUUGGGUAAGAAUCUGCGCAGUAAGUUGCAAGAACUUGUGUUCAAACCUAUGGUAUAUUAUAUAAUGGAAUAAAAUAUAUUCAAAUCAACUGUUGUUCAUGUGAGCAAUGUGAUUCAUUGGCCUCUUGAAGCCAUUUCAGUGGAUUAAUUUUGAAGCCUUUGUUUGUAUCAAUAUAAAUAUAAGCCACAAUUACCUGCAUUCUGUGUUGCAUGGUAAAUAACAAGAUUAGUGAGGGGAUUAUUCAUUUUGUACAAUCAACAUAGCAUUACUUAAGAGUCAAAAGACUUAAAAGAAGAUAAAAGCAGUCUGCUUUAAUUCAUAGUAAAAUCUUUAUCUCUGAUAUAAUAGACCUAGGAUCACUAUACCUUAAUUGUUAGUUGGUGUGUCUUUAUAACUUCAAUAUUUGUUAACUGUAAGUUAGGUCAUCAUGACCUACUUUUUGCAUUUUACUAUUCAUUGUCAAUCUUUUUACUUUAGGCAAAUGAUGAAAAGAAUUUUAGUAGAUGUUAGUAGAACACUUAUGAAAGAGGUAUAGCACACUUAAUAUACGAUUUGGCCUCAAAUAUAGGACUUUUUCAAAUAUCAGACAUUUUUAAUAUUAUACAAUAUUUAGUUUAAAUAUAUUAAAAGAAACGCAAAUAAGACAAUUUCCAUGCUAGAAGACAUCCAAUUAAAAUAAUGUUCUACAGGUACUGUAGUACACUUUUACAUUGAAUUAAUUUUGGUUUAACGCAGUCUUCGUACUGAAAAUUAGACAAAUAUUUCAAUCAGUGUUUUUUUCUAAUACAAUCAUGUAUAUAGCCUUAUAUAUUGAAAAUGCAUCUGCUGUUAGAUGUGUGGCCUAGUGGUACAGCGGAGGUCUUUUGGAUUUUGUGGUCGCUGGAUCGAAUCCACUAGCUAAGUGAUUUUUUUUCACUAAUAAAUUGAAACAUGAACAGAAUAGAGAGAUUAAGUUACACAUUUCUAAUCUUCUGGGCUUUUAAAAAAAAUUAUCUUGUUUACUUCAAUCUGAGUAUGUCAUAUUGAGCAUAACCAAUAUAAACAGAUCUCUUCAUUAACACUAUACAUGUACUCUAUUUACACUUAGAUCCAUUGCAUUUUGCUUGAACUUGUCACAGUUCAGAAUAACAACUACUGCUAUACACAGAGUUUCCCGAAUUUAUGACAAAUCAGUUGUUACAGACACCAUUAUAAAACCAGUACAGUGUAUCCAGGUUUCAAAAAUCAUAUUGCUACAGCUAGGUACCUGAAGCUAUUUUUAGUAACAGGUACUUUCCGUCCAAACACAGGUGUAGGCGAAAUAAUGGCGAAAAGGCGCUAUACCUCUUGGUUUCCGAAAUAUGUCACCAUGACCAUCUUUUAACACACUUUAAUUUUAUGCAUUAUCAAAUCUUGGAAUAUGUAUAUGAAAAUGUUUGCCAGUGUGUCAGUGCCCCUGAACCUAUUUAAUACAUUUGCUUGCAGAUUGGAAUCGUGAAUUUGUGUACUAUUGAGAAGUAAAACUUCAUGUAGCUAGGAUAUCUGUUGUGUAAUUACUAGCUAAUAGCAGCGAUUGAACUCAAGAACUUUACUUAUAAUUAUACUAAAACAGUUGAGUAAAUGAAGGUGAUAAAUUUCAAACCCUAUUUUGAAUUUUGAUUUGUUUCUUAUAAAAAAAAAACCAAGUGUUUACUAUGCUUUACUAGUAUUCAUUUUAAAACAUACAUGUUGACCAUAUUUUUAGGCAUCAUUGAUUAUUUCAGACCACUUGGGAUGAAAAUAUCUGCUUUUCUCAUAUGUUUGCCAAUAUUUUGUCCCUCAGGGGUUCAUAUAAUUGAUGUACUGUCAUGAUCAAAUCUUAAUCAUGUUUUAAAUAAGUGAAUGCAUGGGCGUUGCAUACGGGUACAGCUACUAGAUUUGUUUCACUCUAUUGUAUUUUGUAUACACUUCAUGACAAUAAAUAUAUAUAUACACAAUUUAUAA